AAACAUGUAACAGCAUGUUUUCGAAUUCGUGAGCCGUGACCAAGUUUUAUUUUAAAUUUGCUUCAACUGGUGAAGGAUUAAACUUUUAGCAAUAACAAACACAAACACAACAGUUGAUCAAACACAAUAAAAGCGGUGUGAUCAUGGAUGAUAGGGUGUUAUGGUAUCCUGGUUACACUGAUAAAUUUGUCACGCUUGGUCAUGGUCAGGAUGUCAAAUUAUACAAGGUUGUCCGUGUUUCACAGGUAAAUGUAAUCGUGCUUUUUGUAUUUAUAUAGUCUUCGGUUGUUAUCAUGCAUUGCAGAAUGCAUGUAGUUUCUAUUAUGAUAUCAGACAGCUGUGUGACUAGCAUCCCUCCCUUUCCAUGUGUUAAAAUGCAAAUCCCAGGGCCGGUACAUUCCAAGUCUGCCAACAAGUUGUCUUUGCACUGCUUGUUCCAAGUUGUCAACAAGUUUGGAAGAAUCUGUUAACAACUUGUAACAAGCUUGAUGACAUUAUCAGACUUGUUGCAAGGUUGUUCCAACAAGUCCGAUGCAGUCGUGAUAUAACAAUAUUGUUACAACCUUGUGUUGUCAACCUUGUAACAUUCUUGUUAUACCAUGACCAGGGCUCGAAUUUUAUCGCGGCAAUUGCCGUAGAGGGAGAACAAAAUGCCGUGGAUCAUUGCGGCAACUACGGCAAUUUUUUGCCGUAUAGUGCAAUUUUUAUCUUUGAUACCUGAAUUCAGAUGUUGAUCAAAACCUGUGUAAAUCACUAUUUUAGUCUCAAAAUGCUGUGGAAAGUGCCAAAAUUGCCGUAGACAGCUGUUACGUUCCACAGCAAUUUUUAACGCCAUUGCUGUCGAUUGAUUUCAGGGAAAUUCGAGGCCUGACCAUGACUGUAUCAGACUUGUUAGAACAAACUUGUAACAAGUAUGCUAAUGCAUCAAGCUUGUUCCAAGUUGUUAACAGCUUGUUCCAAACUUGUUACAACAACUGGGAACAAGCAGUGCGAAGACAACUUGUCGACAGCUUGUGAACAGAUUUGUAACAACUUGUUUGCAGACUUGUAACGACUUGUGCGUUUUUACGUGUGUAACUCUAUGCCAGAGAUACCUCAAUUUUGCCCUUGAUCACGCCAAUAUUUCAAAACAUUUUACUUUUGGGGACUAAAACCCAUGUGAAAAUUAUAGACAAUCCUGUGUACUUUUAAGACUGUAAAGUAACCUUGUGCCAAUAUAUACCAACAACUUUUAUUAUUAUUUAAUGUCAUGCCAAAAAUGGCAAAAAAUUUUGCAACCUCACACCAGAGUCCAUGGAAUGCACCCUGGCCCAGGGGGAAUCUACCUGCACCAACAGUUUUGACUUCAGGAAUUGUGACCCAUUUCCUCAAAACGUUAAGACUAUCCACAACAAAGUAAUCUUUUCUACUGCACUAAUUUGUGUGCCAAUAGCCAUGCACUGAGUAUUAUUUGGCACACAGACUUUCCAUUCCAUUCUGACCAGGAGAUGUGAAAUUUUAACUUAAAUUGUCACCUGAUAUGAGCUGGCCUAGCAAAGCAAACUUGAAAGUCAACUUGCUUAGCCACAAUACAAACAACAGUUACAAGUAUUAUAUAGCCAAAAAUGGCAAUAAUUUAAGUAAUAAGAUUAAUAUAUAACUAUCAUAAAGUACAUAGUUAAUAAUUAAAAUCAAAAUAAGAUUGAUAUAAUUAGAUUGACAAAUGUACAAAAUUAUGAAAAGAUCUACUAAAUAGUAAUUUUCACAAUUUUAAAGCUCAAUAUUUAUACUGUAUAUUCAUCCAAAUGCAGUCAAGUUUUGUGCACAUACUAAUGCUGAACUGCUCGUUCCUGUGGUUGAGUUCAUUUCUGAAUCAUAAUUUUGUUGCUUUUUACACUCUAUCCCAGCCCCCUGAUCAACUCCGGAAUUGCUAAUUUAUUUAGGUCAAUGAUUGUCUGGUAUGGAAAAGAGUACAUCACGAUCCUUGCUCCUUUAUAAAGUUUUUACCCUAUUAAGGUGUAAAAAAAAUACCGGUUUCAUAUUGCGAAAAAAUUAGGGUCGGUAGGUCGGAAAUAAUUUUUUUUUGAAUAUUUUUUUCAUGUUUUUUUUCAAUAAUUAGUGUGACAACAGAUGCCAUUUUGGCGGCAUGGUCAAUCGUGUUGAAAAAAUAAUAGGGUCGGCAGAAAAAAAUAGGGUCGGUCGGGAACUGGAACCACAGGUAUUUUUUUACGCCUAAUCCUUACUAUAAUUUUCAGUACUUUUCGUUUUAUAGGAUUCUGUACAAACACCCACUACAAUUGGAAGUAGCGGUAAGAGAACAUAAUAAUUACACUACAGAAGAAUUAUUUUCAGAACUUAAAGUAAUUUUUUUUAAACUGAGAGUAUGUACGUGGGGUUGGGGUUGGGGUGGGAUGGGGUUAUUGGAUGCCAGUUAAUUUCAUAGCCGAGGGGAUGAAGAGUAUAAUAUCUAUUCAUUAAUAAAAAAGAACAAUUUCAUUCAUUACAAAUCCAAUUUCAAUUGGUAGUCGCUUAAUGUUUAGUUUAUAUGAGCAUAAAAUAAUGUAUAAUAUGUAUAUGAGCAUAAACUACAGUAGAAGCAUUGACUAACAUUGAGUAUUAAAAGAUGAUAUAAUAGUAUAUUUAGUAAAUGGUUAAUUAGUGGCUCAAGCACAGUUAAAAUUAAGGUUUAUGUAAGGGAGGUAUACUGUAGAUGACAACUUGACAUAAUUAAUAUUGGGGGAGGGGAUACGUAUGCUGAUAACAAUUGAUGACAAAGGGAGGAUGGAGGUAAAGAAAUCCUGAAUCUGAUGACUUAAUAAUGUAGAAUGGCCCUCAAAACUGACUUAAAAUUCCAAUUUAACGUUUAUUAUUCUCAUUGUUCUAUAGAUAUUAGAAUUUCUGAUGAUUAUAAUGCUGUUCUAAUGUCAAGAAUAUCUCAUAUAUCCUAUAGGGUAAAUUUCAACUUUCCUGCAAGAAAUGCAUCACUUUUGCCCUGCAUGUUCCACUUUAUGUAGCAAUUGCACGUUUCAGUUGGUUAUUUAGAGUUUUGGUGAAUUUUAGUGUGCAGCUUUAUACCCAAAAGCUGAUUUAGAGAACAAAGCUUUAAUUGCACUGGGUCAGGUGAAUGGAACUGUUACAGUUAAAACGUAAGUAGAUGUAAUGUUAAUUGAAAUUUGGUGAUAUAGUUAAAUAACUUGAUUUCAUAUUUGAGAAAUUUUGCAAAUAAUUUUCUCGCCAUCGUCGUCCUGUCGUUACUCUCGUCCUUGUCUUCAUAUAAUCAUUGUUCUUCUCGUCCUCAUCUCUUUAUCAUUUGUACUCUUCGUUGUCGUCAUUUUUCUUCAUAUUAUAUAUGUUUUCUCGUUUUUGUUAUCCUCUCAUUCUUGUUCACUUUGUUUUGGAUUGAUAGUGUCCUUGCCUUGGUCUUGUCAAUGUUGUCAACGUGAUUCUUGUUAUCCUUGCUUCCUGCAUUAUCUCCGUCGUCGUUAUGUCUGAUCAGUAGUAUUUGUCGUCACUGUUGUAUUGAGAGUUAUCCCCCUCGUCUUCGUGAACCUAACAACGGGAUAUGAUCUUCAAAAACACGUAAUCCCCAUAUACAAUCUCAUCCACCUUUUCUUGUCUGUCUUCCUUUUCGCGUCUUUUUCAUCAUCAUCCUCUUCUCCGUCUUUUCCUUGGCCUUUUGUCGUGGUCGUCCUCUUACUUUUUUUCGUAUUUCAUCGUUGUCCUUCAUUGACCUCCUUCCUCUGUGCAUAUCAAUUUCUUUUGCCUUGUUAUCCUCUUCCUUCUUUACUUAGUCGUUGUCCUUUUCGUUGUCCUCUUUCCGUUGUCAUUGUGCACGUCAUCAGAUCGUGAUCUUUGCCCUACUUAAUUGUUCUGGCUGUCACUCUCCUUGUCCUUACCGCACGUUGUUCUUAUCAUCAUUUGUAGUCUCGCUCUGUCUAUGUCGCCUUCGUCGCCCUCAUUGUCUCUGACGUCCUCCUCGUCUUCCUUUUCCUUCAUCUUUAUCGUUUGUUGUCGAAGUCCUGAUAGUUUUCUCCUUCCUUUUGUAAUCCUUCUAUCGUCGCGGUAUUGGUUGGUGUUUUCCUUGUUUACGUAAAUUAUUGUUUUAGCAUAGACUAAUGUAGCGUAAUACAUGUUACAUAAUAACUACAGUGAAACACGCAAUUUGAUUGGUCAAUAGCCGUGCAGGAUCAGGCUGUCCUGCACGAGGAAUUAAAAUGCCUUCACGGGAUUUUCGCGGGAUUCUCAAAAUGUCAUUGUUUCACUGUAGUUAUUUUAUAAAACAAUUACCAAAUGGUUUUCCAAGCAGGAUAGCGUGAUCCAUGCACUUGGGAUGUUGCUCAACUUUCGGAAAGCGUAAAAAUACAGUACAUUCGCCUAGCUGCGGCUCGAAUACUGUAUUUUUACGCUUUCCGAAAGUCGCGCGACAUCCCUCGUGCAUGGAUUGCGUGAUCGGUCUUCCUUUACUGAUCGUGGUUGCUUUUCAUCAACAGCCCUGUCGUUCGUUAAAUCGUACACACAAAAUUUUUGCACAUCUGGUUUUUGUUUAGGUUUGAUCAAACAAAUUUCGGACCUUUGGAAACUGAACGGGAAUUUG
Molecule: messenger RNA, 4573 nt
Organism: Paramuricea clavata
Lineage: Eukaryota; Metazoa; Cnidaria; Anthozoa; Malacalcyonacea; Plexauridae
Source: the annotation of a GenBank genome assembly